AUGUCCAAAGCUAUGUCUUUGGAGGCUCGGGGAUAUUGCGAAGAAUGCUGUGAAUGUGGAGACGUCAUUGGAUGCCACUGCGACUCUGCCUUUCGUCUUUUUCAAAGCACGGAUAGAGGAUAUAACUACGCGUCUGGUAGUGUGGAAGUUUUCGCCAACGGGAGCUGGGGUACCGUUUGUGAUGAUGGAUGGGAUCUUAAAGAUGGUCAUGUCGUCUGCAGAAGCAUGGGGUUCCAACGGGCUUCUUAUGCCUACUAUAAUGCCUACUUUGGACAAGGCACAGGCGGUAUACAUCUUGACAACGUCGACUGCUAUGGACGGGAAUCAAGCAUUUUGAACUGCUCCCACGAUGGUCUUGGAGUCCAUGAUUGCACUCAUGCGGAUGACGCAGGAGUUUACUGCAGUACUUAUUCUGUGCAUCUCCGCAACGGUUCUACCUACAUCGAAGGCAGAGUGGAAGUAUUCUCUGACGGAGUCUGGGGGACCGUAUGCGACGAUUUUUGGGAUAUUAAUGAUGCUAAGGUCAUCUGCAAAAGUAUGGGCUUCCCAGGCGUAGAGGGUGCCUUCUCUGGUGCUGCAUUUGGAGAAGGGACAGGAAACAUUACUCUGGACAACGUCAACUGUACUGGAGAAGAAUCAAGAAUACUUUCUUGUUCGAACAACGGUCUCGGUGUCCAUGAUUGCUCACAUGCAGAUGAUGCAGGAGUAAGGUGCUCUCUUACUAAUGAUGAGAAUGUGUCGCUCAUAUAUGGAAAAACGGAGUUGUUGACUUCCCCAAACUAUCCUGACAAUUACUACGAUAACACUGUCUACAACUGGUUAAUCACGGCUCCAUCGGGGUAUCAUGUUCUUAUUCGACUCUUAUAUAUAAGCCUUUCACCAUGUCGUGAUCUUGUUACGAUUGGUACUGGAGAUUCACCAACCUCUUCGGAUAGUGUUCAGCUGGCCUCCCUGUCAGGCUACGAGGAACCUUCAGACAUAAGAUUAUACACUCCUACUGGUUGGAUUCAAUUUACCAGUGAUGAGUCUGGCAUUAGUGGCGGAUUUCAGCUACAACUAAGUAGCGUGGAUUCAACAGAAGCCCCAGCUCGUCUGGUAAACGGUAGCUACCCUAACGAGGGACGAGUUGAGGUGUACAGCAACAGCCUCGAUACAUGGGGCACUAUCUGUGAUUAUGGUUGGGACACUAUGGAUGCUACAGUCAUUUGCAGGAGCCUGGGCUACCCUGAUGCAGUCAGCAGCUACGGAAGUGCAUUGUUUGGAAUGGGUUCUGGUCCGAUUCUACUGAACGAUGUCGACUGCGAAGGCGAUGAAGACAACAUAUUUUAUUGUCCAUAUGAGAGCGGCGAUAUCGACUAUUGUACACACUACGAAGAUGCAGGCGCCAUGUGUUAUCCUAACGUCCGCCUCGUGAAUGGCAGUAGUUCGAGCGAAGGUCGAGUUGAAGUCUACCAUGACGGCAUCUGGGGAACUGUUUGUGAUAACUACUGGGGUAGUCCUGAGUCCCGUGUUCUCUGUCGUAGUCUUGGCUUUCCCGACGCACUUGAAUCUUUACCCAACGCUUAUUUUGGCGAGGGUACUGUCGACUUACUCUUAAUGGUUUCAUACUGCAAUGGCGAUGAAAACAGCAUAUUUGACUGCUGUCAUUAUGGCAUUGGGUACAACUACUGUGGUCAUGAUGAUGAUGUUGGUGUCAGAUGUCAACCAAAUGUUCGGCUGGCCGGUGGCGGGAGCUCAAAUGAAGGUCGAGUAGAAGUAUACCACGGUGACACAUGGGGAACUGUCUGUGAUAACGGAUGGGGUAUGGACGAGGCUCGCGUUAUCUGCAAAAGUUUAGGCUAUCCUGACGUGCUUCAGGCUUACGGGAACGCUUCCUUCGGACAGGGCACAGGUGACAUUCUGCUUGAUGAAGUCGACUGCAUUGGUAACGAGUCCAGCAUAUUCUACUGUUACCAUGGCGGCGUAGGACUCACCUUCUGUUCACAUCAGGAUGACGCUGGAGUUCGAUGUUCAACUGGUGUGACAACACCUUCUUAUUUGACAGAAUUUGACACCUCCACAUUCACACACACCUCAGCCUCACUGGAAUGCGAUUUUGAGGUUGACGAGUGUGGAUGGGAGCAGGACACUUCAGACGAUUUUGAUUGGACCCGGCAUAAUGGCUCAACACCCUCAUUCUCGACUGGGCCUGAUGUAGAUCACACUUUGGGAACUGCGUUGGGCCACUACAUGUAUACCGAGGGAUCAUGGCCACAAAGUCCCGGUGAUUACGCCAUCAUGCGAUCACCCGACAUCGUCGACCUCGCCAACACGGACAUCAACGUCUGUUUCACUUUCUGGUAUCACAUGUUUGGGCUUGACAUUGGAAUCCUCAGCUUGUAUUUCACGACGUCGGCGACGAGCAUGAAUCAGAACGAUCUCGUGUGGGCGAAGAGCGGCGAGCAGGGGAACCGUUGGAUCGAAGCAAACAUACCGGUGACGGAUUUCAUCUCGACUUCGAAGGCCGGGUAUUUCGCCUUCGAAGGCAGGACUUCCAGUUAUACCGCUGACAUGGCUAUAGAUGACAUCACAUUAGGAUCGUGA
This is a messenger RNA of Strongylocentrotus purpuratus (purple sea urchin), 2583 nucleotides long. RefSeq names its product deleted in malignant brain tumors 1 protein-like. The coding region runs from base 1 to 2583 and encodes 860 amino acids. Gene Ontology annotation, cellular component: membrane. The record is from RefSeq and is a predicted model, not a curated record. Lineage: Eukaryota; Metazoa; Echinodermata; Echinoidea; Camarodonta; Strongylocentrotidae. The transcript has 13 exons.